AUGCCAGACAGAGCAGGAUAUGAACUUGUCGUGUACGCCAUUGACGUGUCCCCUUCCAUGGGAGAAGUCAAGGUAGAUGGUAUAGGAGAGAGGACAAAGUUGGAUCUAGCGAAGGAAUACGUUGCUAGGCGUUGUGAACCAAAGAUAUCCAGUGGACGGAAGACUGAAGCUAUAGGGAUCGUAUCGUUUGGAGGAAGGACGAACAAUCAGGCAAACCAAGCGUAUAAGGCUCAGAAUCCGGAGGACGAUGACCCUCCAUACGAGGCAGUAUCCUGCGAUGUUGCGAUCCAAACGGCUAAGCCAAAGACUGUCGAGGAGCUGCUCAAUCUGGAACUUGGGAAGGUGGAAGGCAAUCCUGUGUCGGCGUUGAUGGUGGCUUUGGACAUGGUUCACACGCACAAACAUACCAAGAGCUGGGCUCUCGAGGUGGUCCUAGUGACCGAUGGCGAGAGUGCUUUCGCUCAGGACGAGUAUGAGGAGUUGAUGGACCGCUUCGAUGAUAUGGGCGUCAAGUUGACCAUCGUCGGGAUCGGAUUCCAGGACCCCGUGCUGCCAGUGGAGAAGGACAAGACGAGAAACAAGCGACUAUCCGAAAAAUUCUGGCGCACCUUCUUUGAACUUCUUCACAAGCGCAUGGCCCCGAAUACCGAUUCCGAUGCCAUCCUGCCUUCGUAUUGUGUGUUCGACGAAGCUUUGGCGGAGGUUCGGUUGCCGAAACCCGCAACAGUGAAUGGGACGGUGUCAGGAAUAGAUCUACAUAUUGGAUCAGCCAGUGUCGACCCAGCCCAAGCCAUCACGAUCCCCAUCAAAUACUCAAAAGCAACCAUGAAAGCUCGUCCACCGUCGCUGUCAAAAGCUUGGAAAGCCGCCAUGCCGACAGAGGCCGGACCGAGCCAGCUUGCGAGGUUCCAGCCAUCCGGCAGCACCUUUGAGACUGGUAUGAUCUCUGCCGAGGUCAAGAACUUUACGAGCUAUGUCAUUCGCCAUCAAGAGAAGGGGAAGGAGAGGGAGCGUCCGGAGCAGAAUUUGGAGGACGACGACUAUGAGCCCGUGGCGACCCAGGAGCUACCCAUGGAAGAAGAGGAUGAAGAACCAGUGGCCAAGGAGGAUAUAGUGAAGGCUUGGCGUUUCGGCUCAACUUGGGUACCCAUGGAGGCCGACACAUUUGAACCGCUGGAUACUCAGAAAGGCGUGGAAAUACUGGGCUUCUUUCCGAGAUCGUCUGUCAAGCGGCACCUGUUGAUGGGAGAGGUCCGCUUCGUCUGGCCUGACAUGAGCUCCCCGAAGGCGCAAAUUCAAUUCUCUUCGCUCGUCGAGGGCAUGUCAUUACGCGACAUGGUCGCGGUGGUCCGAUGGGUUCUGAAGGAUCGUGCUGAUCCCGUUAUCGGUCUGUGCGUACCCGAGAUGGAUUACCCAGGAGAUGAUAAGAGACUUGAUUAUAUGUUUUGGGUCAAACUCCCGUUCGCGGAAGAUGAGCAUACUUUCUGGUUUCCCUCCUUGACAGAGUACAAGACGACAUCGGCAAAAAAGGUUACUGAGCAUCCUCUCUUGCCGACCAAAGAGCAGUGCGCUUUGAUGGACGAUCUGGUCGAAGGCAUGGACCUGGAUGCGUAUGCAGACAAGAUUGAGGAGGGAUCGAGGUGGUUUGAACCUUCGCGAUCGUUCAACCCUGUCAUACAUCGCAUUAAAGAGGCCAUCUUCCAUGCCUCGACCUCGGAAGAGCCUCUUGGGCCGCCUCACCCUGAGCUGACCAAGUAUUUCGAAACGCCAGACGAGAUUCUCGAAGCUGUCGAUAAGACCAUGGCGAAGCUGCAGACAGCCCUCAACAUCAAAAAGGUGCCUCCGAAGAUGCGGAGAAAGAUGGAGAAGCAGGCUCUGAGGCCUGACGAGGGAUACAUCGACAUCGAUCAACUGUUCGACGCCAAACCUGAACCUGGGGUCAAGGUCGAGUCACAGGACUCUGAUGUGAUUCUCAAACGUGGCCGUUUGAUUUCCAACGAGCGGCCCGUUGAGGAUUUCAGACGCGUGAUUGAAGGGGAAGGCGACGUGUUUCGCAAAGCGAUCCGAGAUCUUGGCGUCGUGAUCAAGGAGAAUGUCGCUGCUUCUUUCUCGCGGCAGGCAUUUCCCAUGGCUAUUGAGUGUCUCGAGGCGAUGAGAGAGACAGCAUUAGUAUAUGAAGAGGUGGAGACGUUCAACGAUUACAUGGACGAGCUGGAGGCAUUCAUCGUUGCACCUGGGUUCAAGCAUCAGGACUUCUGGGAUAGUGAGUGA
Molecule: messenger RNA, 2271 nt
Organism: Kockovaella imperatae
Lineage: Eukaryota; Fungi; Basidiomycota; Tremellomycetes; Tremellales; Cuniculitremaceae
Product: SPOC like C-terminal domain-containing protein
Exons: 11
Coding region: 1-2271 (756 amino acids)
Biological process (GO): DNA recombination; cellular response to gamma radiation; cellular response to X-ray
Cellular component (GO): Ku70:Ku80 complex; nucleus
Molecular function (GO): telomeric repeat DNA binding; double-stranded DNA binding; damaged DNA binding
Source: RefSeq, a predicted model, not a curated record